GAACUUCAACAAUGGAGGUUCCUUAUCUCUACAUCUCCCUUCUACUCCUCCUAGCUUCUUAUCUCUUCACAUCUCACUUCCGUCGCAGAAUCCCCAACCUCCCGCCGACCGUCUUCCCAUCCUUCCCCAUAAUCGGCCAUCUCUACCUUCUGAAAGCCCCUCUCUACCGCACCUUCGCCAAAAUCUCCGCCAAAUACGGCCCCAUUCUUCUCCUCCGCUUCGGAUCCCGCCGUGUUCUUAUCGUCUCCUCCCCUUCCGCCGCCGAAGAAUGCUUAACCAAAAACGACAUCAUCUUCGCUAACCGCCCUCGGAUGCUAUUCGGCAAAAUCAUCGGCUUGAACUACACCAGUCUCGCUUGGUCCCCUUACGGCGAUAACUGGCGCAACCUCCGCCGCAUCGCCACCGUCGAGAUCCUAUCUGUUCACCGCCUCAACGAAUUCCACGAUAUUCGCGUCGAUGAAGGUAAGCUGCUGAUCCGUAAACUGCUAUCCGCUUCUUCUUCUCCGGUGAACAUGAAAUCGGUUUUCUAUGAACUGACGCUGAACGUGAUGAUGAGGAUGAUCUCCGGGAAGAGGUACUUCGGCGGCGAUAUUCCGGCGGUGGAUGAAGAAGGGAAACGGUUCAGGGAGAUACUGAACCAGACAUUUUUGCUCGCCGGUGCUGCCAACAUCGUUGAUUACUUGCCGAUUUUGGGUUGGUUGGGGGUGAAGGGAUUGAAGAACAAGUUGAUCGCCCUGCAGGAGAAGAGGGAUGUUUUCUUUCAAGGGUUAAUCGAGCAACUUAGAAAAUCUAAAGGGGGUGAAAGUGAAAAUAAGAAGAAAACGAUGAUUGAAGUGUUAUUAUCGUUACAAGAAUCAGAUCCCGAAUACUACACCGAUGCAAUGAUCCGAAGCCUUAUUCUGGUGCUAUUAUCGGCAGGCACCGAUACUUCGGCUGGAACGAUGGAAUGGGCCAUGGCUCUUUUGCUAAACAACCCACAAGUUCUCCGAAAGGCACAAAACGAGAUCGAUCAAAAAGUCGGCAAAGAUCGUCUCGUUGACGAGUCUGACGUAGCCGAUCUACCUUACCUCCGUUGUAUCAUAAACGAGACGCUCCGAUUGUACCCUGCAGGCCCGUUACUAGUUCCUCACGAGUCAUCAGAGGAUUGUGUUGUCGGGGGCUAUAACAUCCCAAGUGGGACCAUGCUUCUCGUGAACCAGUGGGCCAUACAUCACGACCCGAAGCUGUGGACUGAGCCCGAAAGGUUCAACCCGGAAAGGUUUGAAGGGGUAGAAGGAACACGAGACGGGUUCAAGCUGGCGCCAUUCGGGUCUGGAAGGAGGAGUUGUCCAGGGGAAGGGUUGGCGGUUCGUGUGCUUGGUUCAACCCUUGGGUUACUAAUCCAAUGCUUCGAUUGGAAUAGAAUGAGUGAAAAGAUGAUCGAUAUGAGCGAAGCUCCUGGGCUCACCUUGCCCAAGGCUGAACCGUUGGUAGCCAAGUGCGAACCACGGCUAGAUAUGCAGAAUCUGCUCUCCCAGCUGUGAGUCUAUCAUGCAACCUCUCGUUUAUUAGGAAACAAGUUGGCAUCAACGUGUUUGCCCCUGUUUUUGGCGUUUUCCGACUCGGGACUACGAAUAUUUGUAUGAUAUAUAUACAUCUAUUAAUAGAAUUCGAAAAAAUCAA
Cynara cardunculus var. scolymus (artichoke) is the source of this 1662-nucleotide messenger RNA. Its product is annotated as cytochrome P450 81E8-like. The transcript has 2 exons. The record is from RefSeq and is a predicted model, not a curated record. Bases 12 to 1523 code for a protein of 503 amino acids. NCBI's taxonomy places the organism in Eukaryota, Viridiplantae, Streptophyta, Magnoliopsida, Asterales, Asteraceae. Gene Ontology annotation, molecular function: monooxygenase activity; oxidoreductase activity, acting on paired donors, with incorporation or reduction of molecular oxygen; heme binding.